This is a messenger RNA of Wallemia ichthyophaga EXF-994, 1017 nucleotides long. RefSeq lists its product as uncharacterized. Bases 1 to 1017 code for a protein of 338 amino acids. NCBI's taxonomy places the organism in Eukaryota, Fungi, Basidiomycota, Wallemiomycetes, Wallemiales, Wallemiaceae. The record is from RefSeq and is a predicted model, not a curated record. The transcript has a single exon.
AUGUUCAAAAGAGCAGCUAAAAGGCAGAAACGCUCAGAAUUAGAGGAUAAAAUUGGACUCGCAGAGGGCUUGAGAGGCGCUGUGUCCGAUUCAGACGAGUCUGGCAGCGAUAGCGAGGGAAGUGAGGGGAGUGAAGACAGCGAGAAUGACAGUGAGAAUGGCAGUGACGAUGGCAGUGAGAAUGACAGCGAGGACAACGACGACGAAAAGAUCGACGACGACGACGUGGACGAGAACGACGAAGAAGACAGUUAUUCAAGUGCCUCUGAGCUAGAGGAUAUCACCAUCCACAACGCACUCACUUCACCUCUGUUCAGCGAAUAUCCCCAUAAGCGUUGCGCUAUUUGCCCAGGAAGGCUGUUUACAGCGGAUAAAUUUGGAAACGAGCAUCUCAAAUCCAAGGCUCACAACAGGCGUAUAAACAAGUUUAGACAGUUCAUCAAAGAUAAUAACGUGGAUACAGACGACGAUGUCCAUGCUUAUAUUGAUACAUACAACGAGCAGCAAGGCUCAAUGCCAAAACAGAAAUCUAAAAAGGAAGAAAAACGCACUAAUCAGGCUAAGAUUGCAAAGGAGAAGCGCUUGCUGCGUAAACUACAAGCACAGAAAACACUGCCAGUUCCUUUGGACGAAGUUGAGAAGAAACACGUCGAAUCGGAUAUGAAUGAGACAGGUACCCAGGAAAAUAUGGAGGCUAAGGAGGCCAAGAGAGUGCUUAGACGUGAGCGUAAGAAAGCAAACAAGGCCAAGUAUGCAGAUGAGCGGCGGCGACUUGCUGUUAGUGAGCAAGAUGAAAACAAGGGCAAGAGAGGACAGAACAAGGACAAUGCAGGUAAGAAGGAUAAGAAGAAUAAGAAAGGUUCAGUAAAGACAGAUAGUGCUGGCAAAGCUGAUAAGAAAGACAAGAAGGAGAAGAAAGUGAAAAUUGAUGACAAGUCAUCGGAAAAGAAGGAAAAGAAUAAUGACAAAAAUACUACAAGCGAAUCAAAGAAGCGUAAAAGUAAAAGUUUAGAAUGA